CAGGAAACAAGAAGCGGUGACUCAGGAGCGUGUGAGGACUGUAAAGCGGUCCACAGGUCCAGGUCCAGACUGUCAGACGGGUCCGACAGACAUGGGGUCUCAGGAGUCAGUACCUCAGGCGGAGGGCGUCCACGUGGUGGUGGUGGGUGGUGGGUUCGGAGGCAUUGCGGCCGCUCAGCAGCUGAGAUCUGAAGGACUCAACUUCACUCUGAUCGACCUGAGAGACGCGUUUCAUCACAACGUGGCGGCGCUCAGAGCGUCGGUGCAGCCGGGCUUCGCUCAGAGGACCUUCAUCCCGUAUGCGGAGACGUUUGGGGACAGUUUUGUCCAGGGUCGAGUGGAGCGAGUGGACACCGACAGACAGAUGGUCGUCCUGCAGGGAGGGCGGGAAAUCCAGUACUCCCACCUCAUCCUGUGUACUGGGACUGAUGGGCCGUUCCCAGGGAAGUUCAACACCAUGGCGUCGUAUCAGACCGCCGUCCAGACGUAUGAGGACUUCGUCCAGCAGGUCCAGGCCGCCGACUCGGUGGUGGUGGUGGGAGGAGGGUCAACCGGCGUGGAAAUGGCUGCUGAGAUCAAGACAGAGUAUCCAGACAAGAAGGUGGUUCUGAUCCACUCCAGAAUCGGGCUGGCCGACCCGGAGCUGCUGCCCAGCGUCCGGCAGCAGGCCAAAGAGGUUCUGCUGGAGAAAGGAGUGGAGCUGCUGCUGGGCCAGAAAGUGUCCAACCUGUCUGAGCUGCGGCUGAAUGUCACCCAGAAGAACAUGGUGGUCACCACAGACAAAGGAGAGACACUGACCACAGAUCUGCUCGUCUGCUGCACCGGACUCAAGGUCAACUCUGCAGCCUACGCCUCCAGCUUCUCCGGCUGCCUGGCCGACAACGGAGCUCUGAAGGUCAACCAGCACCUGCGGGUCGAAGGUUUCAACAACGUCUUCGCCGUGGGCGACUGCGCCGACGUUAAGGAGCCCAAGAUGGCGUACCACGCCGGACUGCACGCCGCCGUCGCCGUGAGCAACAUCGCCAGCAGUCUGAGUGGGAGGGAGCUGACAUCGUACCAAACAGGUAACAUCACCAUGCUGCUGGCGAUGGGCCGAGACGACGGCGUCGGUCAGUUCAACGGGUUUAAGUUGCCUCGUUGCCUCGUUACUCUGGGGAAGAGUCGAGAUCUGCUGCUGUGGAAGAGCUGGAGGGAGAUGAAGCAGAAACAACCCUGAAGCACACACACGCACACACACACACACACACACACACACGCACACACACACACACACACACACACACACACACACACACACAGAAACCGGAUACAUGAUAGGACCAUCACUGAUUCCUGUUACGUGCCCACAGGACAACAGGUUACUGGGAGAAAUCAGGUUUAGCAGGAGAUCUGACGUGAAGCAGGUCAGUGAGCAGAUUUCUCUCCUCAAUGCAUUGUGGGAAAACUAGGACCUUUUUACUUGCCAUCCAGCAGCAGGUUGCACGUUCGGAGUUACCGUCACGAUCUCAGCGAUGUCCGCUGUCCACCCGGAGUGACAAGAGGCUCGUUUGGGGGAACUGGCCUGUGAUUUUAUUGUCGACGUGUCUGAAGUCAGGAAAAUACCUCUGAAGACGCGCCCUUCUCUGGGUAACACAUAGAAACAUUUGAAAAUGUCCCUUAAAUUGUUUCUACUUACCCGCAACAUGAUCUUGGAACCGUGGCGACAUAUUUUAAGUCCGUCAGUCCAGAUGCUGCUUCUGAUUUUUUCCUUUUUUCUCGUGUGGAUGUGACGAGGCUACUUACUGUUACAUACUGGUGAAUGCAGGGAUGUAUGUCUACAUCUCAGAUUAAAAACCUGUUUCCACGGACAAGGAAUGGUCUUGAGAUGGGGCUUCUCGUAUCCCCUGCCCCGAUCACCCAGACCGGUUCCUCCUCUGCUGCGCACGCUGUUUAAGAAAUGGGUUUCCUGCGGAGAGCCGACUUCAACCUGGCUACUGUGCGUAAACAUACCCAUAGAUUGGAUCCGUGUCCCGUCCUCGAACCUUAUCGCGAAUCCAGUUCAACCUCCCACCCCGAAAACCGGGGCUGAACUGUCAAACGGCUCUUUGAAGAAAACGUCCUCACUCUCUCAAACCCGACAACUGUGAUGGGCAGGUCACUGGGCAGGUCACUGAGCAGGUCAAGUCGAUCUGAACCGCACCGGGUCUCCACCGUGCUCACGAGUCACUUUACAACCUGUUCAGUUACGUUUCUCCUGAAUCCUUUGACCUCGACGUAGGCGACAUAAAGUGCAACCAAAAUGAAAAAAAUCAUUUCAGCUGCAGAGCCUCGUGUUUUAUCAACGAGAUU
This is a messenger RNA of Xiphias gladius (swordfish), 2328 nucleotides long. It is a transcript of the gene aifm2, whose product is annotated as apoptosis inducing factor mitochondria associated 2. The record is from RefSeq and is a predicted model, not a curated record. Gene Ontology annotation, biological process: positive regulation of apoptotic process; apoptotic mitochondrial changes. The coding region runs from base 92 to 1216 and encodes 374 amino acids. Gene Ontology annotation, cellular component: mitochondrion; cytoplasm. Gene Ontology annotation, molecular function: flavin adenine dinucleotide binding; electron-transferring-flavoprotein dehydrogenase activity. The transcript is spliced from 9 exons. NCBI's taxonomy places the organism in Eukaryota, Metazoa, Chordata, Actinopteri, Istiophoriformes, Xiphiidae.